Messenger RNA from Sciurus carolinensis (gray squirrel), 1085 nucleotides. RefSeq names its product Rieske Fe-S domain containing (gene Rfesd). Lineage: Eukaryota; Metazoa; Chordata; Mammalia; Rodentia; Sciuridae. The transcript is spliced from 6 exons. Gene Ontology annotation, molecular function: 2 iron, 2 sulfur cluster binding. Bases 514 to 987 code for a protein of 157 amino acids. The record is from RefSeq and is a predicted model, not a curated record.
GGCCCACUGACCUUGUUCACCUUGGGAAUUGGGCCGCACCUCUGACCUGAAGCCCUGGUGGUUUCUAACAUUUUUCCGGGCAUUUGUGCACCCUAAAAUAUAAAAACUGCUUUAGGGUUUCUGCAGCUCCAUCCGUCCCAAUUAUUUGUCUCCUGGAGCUACCUUUGGGAUUGCAUCUGGACCACCACACUCAAGUCUGUCCACGGCGCUGCUUGUUCUUAACGAACUGCAGAUCAUCUUUACUGAAACGUUAAAUACAGUUUGAAGUCACUCAAGACAAACUGGCAGAGCUGGAAAGAGCUUAGAGAGAUUCAAAACUACUAUCAAAGGCAUUUCUCUCCCCUGAACCUAAAAGCAAGGGUGUCACCCUGGAGAUAAGCAUUUUGAUAAUGUGUGGGCCAAGUCCCCAGACUUAGUAAAAGCACUUUUGUCCUUGCUCAAGAGGAGUAACAAUUGCCCCUCUGUAUGUUCUGUCACAAAAUGUAAUAAAGGCUGCACGCCUAAUUCUGAAGCAUGGAUCUUGAAGGCUCUGUACAAGAUCCUGAAGAUAAGGAAUAUUCUUCUGUCUGUGUCGGCAGAGAAGAUGACAUUAAGAAAUCUGAAAGAAUGACAGCUGUUGUCCAUGACAGAGAAGUGGUCAUUUUCUACCACAGAGGAGAAUAUCAUGCUAUGGAUAUUCGCUGUUAUCAUUCAGGAGGACCUUUACAUUUGGGAGAAAUAGAGGAUUUUGAUGGACGACCAUGUAUAGUUUGUCCCUGGCAUAAAUACAAAAUUACUUUGGCAACAGGAGAAGGAUUAUACCAGUCUAAAAACCCUAAAGAUCCAUCAGCAAAACCCGAGUGGUGCUCCAAAGGAAUAAAGCAAAGGAUUCAUAGAGUGACAGUGGAUAAUGGGAAUAUUUAUGUGACUCUUUCUAAGGAACCCUUUAAGUGUGACUCUGAUUUUUAUGCCACUGGAGACUUCAAAGUAAUUCAGAGUUCUUCUUGAUAAAAAUACAUGGCAAUGAAAAGUGUUGUGUAUGUGUGGAAAUAUUUUUAGAAUAACUUUGCUUCCAUGCCAAAGAUGAUUUUUUCAACAUAGGUAUA